Molecule: messenger RNA, 645 nt
Organism: Camellia sinensis
Lineage: Eukaryota; Viridiplantae; Streptophyta; Magnoliopsida; Ericales; Theaceae
Product: small ribosomal subunit protein eS21
Biological process (GO): translation
Cellular component (GO): ribosome
Molecular function (GO): structural constituent of ribosome
Source: RefSeq, a predicted model, not a curated record
UUUGGGUAUAAAUACAAUCAGGAAUCGCCGUCGCCCCUCCUCGCCUUCUCAUUUUCGAAGACAGUCGCUUCGACCUCACGUCUCUGAGUUAUGUACUGAUUUAACUUCAUUGUACAAGUUUUUGAAUCUUCUAUAGGGCUUUUAAACCUACAGCAAAGAUGCAGAACGAAGAGGGACAAAACAUGGACCUUUACAUUCCUAGGAAAUGUUCCGCCACAAAUAGGUUAAUUACUGCAAAGGACCAUGCAUCUGUACAGAUUAAUGUUGGACAUUUGGAUGAGAAUGGCAUCUAUACUGGUCAAUUUACCACCUUUGCUCUUUGUGGUUUUGUCCGUGCCCAGGGAGAUGCUGACAGUGCAGUUGAUCGUCUCUGGCAGAAGAAGAAAACUGAACUUCGACAACAAUAGAGAAGUCAGAGAACGGUGACCGCAGAUGGCCCUUUUGCCGUUUGAGAAAAUUUUCUUAUUUUGUUAUUAGAGAACUGGAGUCUCUGUAGUAUAAUGGCUUAUGUUUGUUGCUUUAUCUAUUUUGUGAUUGGGUGUGUUGGUGCCAGUACUUAUGUGAAUUUAUUACUGUGGUCUAAUCUUUUAAGGUGAGACAUUAUUAUUUUAUGGUGGAUGAUGAUUUCUUUGUUUUUGUUGCAAA